Molecule: messenger RNA, 639 nt
Organism: Haliotis rubra (blacklip abalone)
Lineage: Eukaryota; Metazoa; Mollusca; Gastropoda; Lepetellida; Haliotidae
Product: ryncolin-1-like
Exons: 5
Coding region: 1-639 (212 amino acids)
Source: RefSeq, a predicted model, not a curated record
AUGUACAGGAACGGUUUCCUCAGCGUCCCCUAUCCAACCUGCGAGGUUUUCAUAGACGUUACGACCUCUAGACAGACCUCGCCAUCAUGCCAGAAUGGAGGAACCCUUGAUGAUGAUGCCUGUCUCUGUCUGCCUGCCUUUACAGGAGGGAUCUGUGAGACCAGGAUAGAAGACUGUACAGACGUUUCCCUGUACGUUGGUAAUUCUACUGGCACCUACACAGUCUGGCCGACCAAAGCCGCACAACCUUUUGACUUGGAAUGUCAAGGAGUCACCGCCAUGAUCAUGUUCAGGGACAAAACCAUCAGUGGCUGUGAGGCUGCGCCCGUGACAUACCUCGACGUUCCCUGGGCCGACUACAAGUCUGGUUUCACCCACUCCAACUGUUACAUGUGGCUGGGUCUGGAGAAGAUGCAUGCUCUGACCAGCAAGUUUGACGGCACUCCCGGACAAAUAUCUUACAACGCCUUCUCCGUGGGUGACGAGGCCUCGGAGUAUCAGCUGUCGGUGUCGGGGUUCACUGGGGAUGGCGUUUUCGGAGACCGCUUCAACCUCGGGGACCCAGCUACAACCCUGGAUGGGAGUCACUUCUGUGCCAAGGAUCACUGCAACAACUCAGUCAACCCUUGUGCCGAGUAG